Messenger RNA from Agrilus planipennis (emerald ash borer), 1187 nucleotides. Its product is annotated as DNA repair protein XRCC3-like. The record is from RefSeq and is a predicted model, not a curated record. Gene Ontology annotation, cellular component: replication fork; Rad51C-XRCC3 complex. The transcript is spliced from 6 exons. Lineage: Eukaryota; Metazoa; Arthropoda; Insecta; Coleoptera; Buprestidae. Bases 177 to 1142 code for a protein of 321 amino acids. Gene Ontology annotation, biological process: t-circle formation; double-strand break repair via synthesis-dependent strand annealing; telomere maintenance via recombination. Gene Ontology annotation, molecular function: ATP hydrolysis activity; ATP binding; ATP-dependent DNA damage sensor activity.
CGCAACUGUCUGUUUCCUAUUUUUCCCUUCCUUCCCAUUCACUUCCUCAUUUUAUCCGUUAAUUUAUUAACCUAUAAUUUUUUUAAAAAUGUUCAAAAUACUUUUUUCUUUAAAAAUCUGAAUGAUGCAAAGUUUCAAUAUUAACUAAUGAUUCAUAAUGUGUCCAGAGUCUGUGAAUGGAAAAUAAUGAUUUGAAAAAAUGGUCGUUGAGUAUGAACGAUAUUUUAAAAAAAAUUCCAUCAAACAUUGCUCGAGCAAUAAACGAAGAGAAUCAAGUAUAUUUACAACAGCUAGUUAAACGGAGUGUACGAGAUCUGCAGCAAAUUGCUAGGUUAGAUGUAAACGAAGCCAAUCAACUGUUAUUGUAUAUUUCUAAAAUAGUAUUGGCGAAAAGUAUAAUUCCUGUUUCAGAAGUAAAAGCUUCAGGCACAAUUACAACUGGAUGUAGUUCAAUUGAUACUGUUCUGAAAGGUGGCAUUUCAUUGAAUGGGAUCACUGAAAUUUAUGGAGAAAGUGGCGUAGGAAAAAGCCAAAUAUGUUUACAAUUGUGCCUCACAGUACAAACUAUUAUAAACUCAGAUAUACAACAAAAAGGUGCAGUUUAUAUUUGUACAGAAGACGUUUUUCCAUCCCAGCGUUUACAUCAGCUAGCAAAAUUACUACCCUUACGGAUAACUAAUUUUGGAACACAGUUGAAACUUGAAGAUAAUGUGUUUAUUGCCCAUGUAGCUGACUUUAAACAAUUAAACAUCUGUUUGGAUGCUAAAUUACCCAGAUUAUUAAAAAAUAGAGCUAUUGGUUUAAUAAUUAUUGAUUCAAUAGCAGGUGCAUUUCGAAGUGAAAAUGAAAAUAUUAAUUAUUCUGAACGAAGCCUGGAAUUUUUAACUGUGGCAUCAAAAUUAAACAAACUUGGACAAAAAUAUGAGGCUGCAAUAGUUUGCAUUAAUCAGGUAACUGAUAAUAUAACUACAGGAAAAUCUGAAGCUUGUCUUGGGUUAGCUUGGAAAAACUUGGUUUCUCAUCGACUGUAUGUUUGUAAGCUUCACAAUCAGAUAAGAAAAAUGGAAGUUAUUUUUUCUCCUUAUCUUAAAGGUAAUGAAUGCCAUUUUACUGUUAAAGACACUGGAGUUGUUAAUGCUUGAGUAUUUCUUUAUUUACUUAUAUUUAAUAUAAUUUUGUCACCUCUA